UAUAUAUAUAUAUAUAUAGGAUACUCAGCUAUACAGCCAGGGACACACACAUCUUGUAACAUACAGUAAGCAUACACACCCCAACACAUAGCACGGAACUGCUUGCAACACACCCUUCAAAGGCCAGCACAAACCCUGUGCCUGCUGCACACAUCAGAUCCCCAGUGUCUGCUGCCCUGAUCGGCACCUCUAGGACCAUGCCUGAGUUCAUCAGCGUCAGCGAGUUUAUACUGGAGACUCUUGAGGACCACAGCUCACCUACUACAUCAUCCUUUACUACCAGGAUGGGAAGCUGCAGGAACACAGUCAGCAACGUAGAAGAGGCACUGGAUGCGGAUCGAGCUGUUCUUAUCAAAAUGAAGAAAGCUGCAAAGUCCAAACACAGUGCCGGGGAAGAACACAUAACGCACCUAGAAGUUUAUAUUGCAGCGCUGGAAAAGUUAUCCUUAAACUGCAGGGACAAUGGAGAAGAAGCUUUGAGCAACGCCUUUAACGCAUUUGCAGAAUUGUACAAGGAAUUGUUGACCCCCAUGAAAAAUGUGCUGCAGAGCUUUAAUCACAACAUUAAUUACUUUCUGAACACGCUGGUUAAAGGGGAUUUGAAGGAGGUGAAAGGGGACUUGAAGAAACCUUUUGAGAAAGCUUGGAAAGACUAUGAAAAUAAAUUUACUAAAAUUGAGAAGGAGAAGAGGGAGCUGGCCAAGCAGUAUGGCAUGGUGCGGAAUGAGGUGGCCGGAGGAGAGAUUGCUGAAGAGCUGGAGAAAGAGCGAAGGAUGUUCCAGUUACAGAUGUGUGAAUAUCUAAUCAAAGUGAAUGAGAUCAAAAGCAAGAAAGGAGCAGACUUUUUACAGAACCUCAUCAAACACUAUACCUCCCAGUGCAACUUUCUGCAGGAAUGUCUCCAAGCCACCGACAAACUGAAAUCCUACAUUGAAGACCUGACAACAGAACUGCAGAACAUCAAGAGCAGACAGGACGAAGAGAAGAAGCAGUUAUGUUCUCUGAGAGACCUGCUGAAGCCCACGUUACAGGUUGAAUCCAAAGAGGAUUCCAUAAGCAGCAGACAAGCCGUAUACAGCAUGCAUCAGUUACAAGGAAACAUACAAUACGGGACAGAAAAACACGGCUACUUGUACAAGAAAAGUGAUGGGCUCAGAAAGGUUUGGCAGAAAAGGAAAUGCUCCGUCAAGAAUUGCUACCUGACCAUCGCACAUGGAACGCCAAAUCGACAACCGGCCAAGUUAAACCUACUGACAUGUCAAGUGAAGCCGAAUUUGGAGGAUAAAAAAUGCUUUGACCUCAUAUCACAUAACCGAACAUACCAUUUUUUAGCAGAAGAUGAACAGGACUGUAUCGCAUGGAUUUCUGUGCUGACUAACAGUAAACAGGAAGCCUUGAACAUGGCAUUUCAUGAAGCUCGUUCCAGCGAAGAGAACAGCAUUGAAGAGCUCACCAAGGCUAUCAUUGACGACAUUCGACGGAUGCCUGGGAACUCUGUGUGCUGUGACUGCGGUGCUCCAGAUCCUAUGUGGUUAUCCAUAAACCUUGGUAUCCUGACGUGCAUUGAGUGUUCUGGAGUUCAUCGAGAGCUUGGUGUACAUCAUUCACGUAUUCAGUCUCUCUCACUGGAUAAACUUGGAACCUCUGAGCUCUUACUAGCGAAAAACGUUGGUAAUUCUGGGUUCAACGAUAUAGCAGAAGCGAAUUUCCCAUCUCAAACCAUCAAGCCUACUACAGAGAGUCCCAUGGCAAUGAGAAAAGACUUUAUAAAUUCCAAGUACGUGCACUGGAUGUACACAAAGAGAGGCAGCACUAACCCGCACAUGCAGCUGCGUGAACUCCAGGAUGCAGUCAGAUUUAAGGACAUAUUUGCCCUGAUUCAGGCUUAUGCGGAGAGAGUGGAUUUAACAGAACCAAUACCCCAGCCAGCACAGGAGGCUGGAGAGACCGUUCUACACCUGGCUGUUUUGUUAUCUGAACGGACCUCGCUCCAUAUUGUGGACUUUUUGGUGCACAACAGUGGGAACCUGGUGAAACAGACGGUAAGAGGUAACACACCUCUCCAUUACUGCUGCCUGUACAACAAGCCAGAAAGUAUGAAGCUCUUCCUGAGAGCCAAGGUCAACCUGAAGAUAAAAAACGAAGCUGGGGAAACUGCCUUGGACAUUGCAAAGAGACUUAAACAUUCCCUCUGUGAAGAACUGCUGAUCCAGGCUCAGAACAAUCAGUUUAACAUGCGUGUUCAUGUAGAAUAUGAGUGGCGAUUGCGCCAGGAGGAUAUGUAUGAAAGUGACGAUGAUCUUGAUGAAAAGCUCGGCCCUGUGAAGAAGGAGAGAUCUCUGCGGCCGUAUAGCUGCUUCCAGUCUCCCAGUCCUCAAUUUGCAGACAGGGGCUCCCCCAUAUCAUUUCUAAGGCGUGCGUCCCAGGUGUCUCAGGACCCGAGGUAUGAUGCAGCUAUGGCACAGGCCUGUGCUGAAAAUGUGUUGACGCCAGCCUCUGCGUUUACACCUCCUUUGCCUCCUCGAAACCCCAUCAGAGUGCCAAACGUACCACCUCCACCCCCACCUGCCAGCCCCUCAGCUCCCCCUAAAAAGCUGCCUCCCACUCCUCCAUUGACUACAAAGCACAAGAGGGCGCUGUCAGAGCCUGCACCAAUCAUACCUCACAGCCCUUCUAGUCAGACCAGUAUGCACUUUGAUUAUGGUUCAUGCUGCACCUCACCAUCCAAAUUUCUCCAGUCAGAAGCUGUAUCUAGAAGACCAAGCAUUGGGUCUCCAAAACUCAGCAGUCUCCAUGAAGUCCCAGAGACGCCACACAAUGUGGAUUAUAGAGUGGAUGGGAGUUUUACACCAACAAAUCAAAGAUCUGUGCCAAGCAACACUAGUUCUCCUGGAUCAUCAAUUCAAGAUAUAUACACUGUCCAAGUACCCAGCCAAGAACCUCCUUUACCAAUGCCUCGUAGAAUGAGUCUGAGCAAACCAAAGCUCAGACGAGUAAAGGCUUUAUUUGAUUGCAUUGCCGAUCGAGAAGAUGAGUUGACAUUUAGUACAGGAGAGGUGAUUGUGGUCACAGAGGAGGAGGACCAAAACUGGUGGAAUGGUUACAUUGAAGGACAGCUACAUAGAAGAGGUGUUUUUCCAGCAUCUUUUGUGCACUUAAUGACAGAUUGAUGACUACUGCUCAAAAAUAUGAACUGGAAUAAUAUGCACAAAACAAGAAGGAUCAGAAUUGCAUAUUUUUAUAUCAUUUUAAAGGAUGUAUAUCAUAUUAAACCAAGAAACAAUCUUCUUCUUAGAGUGGGUUUACAACAGAACAUGGAAUACCAACAUCACUCGCACCAAGUGACAAGAAAGGCUUUAGAUGUACUAACAGAUCUGGUUCCAGGAAUUAAGCAGAGCUCAUGUUAUGUAUAUGCACAUAUUUCAUAUCCAGGACGUGACCUUACAGAACGUGGCUUCUGAUUCCAUUGAGUUGCUGGUUUGCUCAGAUCUAGAAGACCGGGGUGUUUAUCCAAAAAAUGAUUUUUUUUUUCCCCAGCUCUGUUUUUUUUCCUGGGUACCUGCCAGCCAGGUACCCGUAACCUUUAUUAUCAGGUCCGAGUUCGAUCAUCACAGUUGGCAUGAAUAUUACAAACAAGACUGAAACAUUUCCAUGUGUUCUGUUUGCCAGCCUUUUCUUUUUCUUCUAAUAGCCCCUAGUAACGUCAGUAGUUGGUACCAAGCACAGUGUUGUAACAGAAAUAGUACCCAAAAAAUAAACAGGAUUUACUUGCUAUAUAUAA
Spea bombifrons (plains spadefoot toad) is the source of this 3781-nucleotide messenger RNA. RefSeq names its product arf-GAP with SH3 domain, ANK repeat and PH domain-containing protein 2-like. The record is from RefSeq and is a predicted model, not a curated record. Gene Ontology annotation, molecular function: GTPase activator activity; protein binding. Gene Ontology annotation, cellular component: cytoplasm. Bases 198 to 3170 code for a protein of 990 amino acids. The transcript is spliced from 28 exons. NCBI's taxonomy places the organism in Eukaryota, Metazoa, Chordata, Amphibia, Anura, Pelobatidae. Gene Ontology annotation, biological process: positive regulation of GTPase activity.